Polistes dominula (European paper wasp) is the source of this 7857-nucleotide messenger RNA. Its product is annotated as cytochrome P450 4C1. Lineage: Eukaryota; Metazoa; Arthropoda; Insecta; Hymenoptera; Vespidae. Gene Ontology annotation, molecular function: heme binding; monooxygenase activity; iron ion binding. The record is from RefSeq and is a predicted model, not a curated record.
AAUAAUUUUAUUAUACUAUAUGAUAAAAUAUUUAAUAAAUAAAUUACAUGAAUAUAAUUUAAUAAAAAGGUUCUCAGGACCUAAAGCAUAUCCUCUCAUUGGAAAUCUACAUAUAUUUCUUGGUGAUAUCAAGGAUAUAACUAAAAAAUUGUUAAAAGCAAUUGAAUACUCUCCAUCACCAUGGCGAUUAUGGUUAGGGCCAAAAUUAUUUGUAUUAUUAGAUGAUCCGAAACAUAUUGAAAUUAUUUGUAAACAUUCAAAUGCUUUUGAGAAAAGUCUCGUAUAUGAUUUUAUGAAACCUUGUAUAGGUAAUGGUUUAGUAACUGCUCCAGCAUCAAUAUGGAAAACUCAUCGAAAAUUGUUAAAUCCAAUAUUCAAAGAAAAAUCUCUUUCUAUCAAAGUGGACAAGAUAAUAAAACAUUCAAAUAGAUUUGCAAAAAUUCUUGAAAAUUCUAAUGAAAAAGAAAUAGACAUUUCGCAUUACAUAAAUCUUUGUACUUUGGAUACGAUAUAUGAUACAGUUUUAGACCGGGAUUUUAAUUUCCAAAAUAAUUUAGAAGGAGGACUUCGUGACCAUAUUUCAGUAUUAAUUGACAUAGCGACCCAAAGGAUCUUCAAAUUUUGGUUGCAUCCGAAUAUCAUUUUCUAUAAUCUAUCUGUAGGAAAAAGAUUCAGAGAAGCUUUAUCACAUUUGGAUAAAAUCACCUCAGAGAUAAUAAAGGAACAGAAGGAAUCGAUGCAAGAAAAGAAAAUUAAUGGCGAAAUGAAAGAAAAAGAUGCAACAAAAUAUACUCCUUCAUUUCUUGAUUCGUUAUUCAAAUCAUUCUACGAGGGAAAAGAAUAUACGGAGCAAGAUAUUAGAGAUGAAAUCAAUACAAUAGUUAUGGCUGGAGGCGAUUCAACCGCUGGUACAAUUUCUUUUGUAUUUUUAAUGUUAGCAACUUACCCAAAAAUUCAAGAACAAGUAUACGAUGAGCUCUACCAAAUAUAUGGUUUAACCGAUCCUGAAGAUGAGCAUAUUACAUACGAAGAUAUUAAGAAUAUGAAAUUUUUGGAUCGAGUGAUGAAAGAGACUUUUCGUCUUUUUCCUCCCAGUCCUUUUAUUGCACGAAAUGUGUGUGAAGAUAUAGAAGUGAGCGAGGGUGUAAUAGUACCAAAAAAUUCUACUUGUGUACUCAUGCUUUAUGCACUUCAUCGAAACGAAAAAUAUUGGAAAGAUCCUCUACAAUUUAAUCCUGAUAGGUUUUUACCUGGCAAUUACAAUACUAAACAUUUUUUACCAUUCAGCAUUGUUCCAAGAGUAUGCAUUGGUUUGAAUUUUGCAAUGCUCGAAAUCAAAGGAAUAAUUGCUACUGUAUUAAGAAAAUUUUCUGUUCAUGUAGAUGUCCCACAAAAAGUGGAAGACAUAGCUCUACAAUUCGGUAUAACAAUGAAACCUGCGAAAAAGAUUUUUUUAAGGUUUAGGAAGAGAUAAUACCUAUUAUUAUUGUCAAUAUUUUUUGAAAAUUUAAUAAUCUUUUUAUAAAUUGUUUAAAAAUAAGAAGUCUUCCAGUCCUGUUUUCAGGAUACGUUUUGUUUUAGUAGACCUUUCCCUUGUUCCACUAGUUUAUUUAUGAUUGUUAAGUCAUUACCGGUUUAUGAUCGGAGGUGAUUGUAGACGAUUGAAUCAUAUUCAAACGUCGCUUGUCCUAGACUUUUCCAUCUUAACGGGACUGAGUAAUGACAUAUUCGUCAUCCUUUCACCAUUUCUAUCUCCCAACUACACACGGGAUACGACGCCCUGCUAGGCCAUCAAAAGGAAUCGCUCGUCCUCUUUUUCCUGAGGAAACCUAUGAUGACGUAUCUUACAUUAGCAGCAAAAGAGAACUAUGCAGCACAUACAAAUAAGAGUAUAAGGGAGGAAAGUGUAUCGGCAAUCCAUACACUUCCGCCACGGUAAUUUCCUGCCACGCAGGUGAGAUCCACUCAUUGUACUUACAUACAAUCGUGGAUAUAUAUAUAUUGAAGACUGUUAAUAAUUUAGUAUUAACCAAGUGUACACCUUACGCAUCCUUCAAAGCCAUUCCCAUCAUUUUUCAAAUUUUAGCUAUUUUUCAGGACGUGUAUGUAGUAAAUUUACAUUUUUAAAUUUUUUGUCAAGUCCGCCUGCAUGAUCACUGAGUGGAUUGAGUAGCUCAGUGGUUAUGUUGCCGGUCCCAAGCCCGGAUAAAGGAUGAAGGUUAAAAGAUUAGGUUAGCUCCCUGCCUGGCGUAAAACAUAUAACACGCUCACAGACCCGCAGAAUCGCCUCGGAUUAGGACUGAUACACGGAAAACGACCCAGGCACGGAAAAGGACAGUGAGUUGGAAACGGAAAAAUAUCCUGAGAAUAGCUUCCUGAGAAUAGCAUUCAACAAUAAAGAGCAAGAAAUAACAGAAGAGCUAAAAAAUAUGAAAGUAGACGUUGCUGCAUUACAGGAAACAAAACAAAAGGCAAAGGUCAAAAAGCGUACGGGGAAUAUGUGGUAAUAUAUAGUGGUGUUGACAAGAAUGAAAGAGCUAAAGAAGGCGUGGCUAUCGCCUUACAUAAGAAAUACACCAACCAAGUGGAAAAAUGCCAAUAUAUAUAUAUAUAUCAUAACCACGUAUAGUAAUGGUAAAGUUGAUGACCGAACCAGAACCUCUGCAUAUAAUAUCGGUCUACGCGCCAGAAGACAACAAGCUGAAACAAGAAGAGGAAACUUUUUUUAAUGAACUUUAGAGUAUCGUGGAGUCAGUACCACCAAGUGAAUCAAUUAUCAUCUUCGGAGAUUUUAAUGCUCGCAUCGGUAACGAGCCAAUCUUCGGAGUCAAGCAACGGUUCAACAAAAACAUAAUUAAUGAUAACGGGAAACUUAUGAUCAACCUCUGUUCUCUGACAGGGCUUAAAAUCAAUAACACCUACUUUAACCAUAAAGCCCAACACAAAUAUACGUUUGGUAACAGCCGCGAUCAAAAGUCAACUAUUGACUACGUUGUGACGAGCAGAUGCAUACCACCUUCCGAAAUCUUAGAUGUCAGAGUGCUUAACUCAGCUGAUGUGGGAAGCGAUCAUGGUUUACUCCUGGGCAAAUUUUGAUUAAAGUAUAGCUUCAAAAGAAAACAGCAACACCCAGUCAGAGCAAGAGAAAAAAUUAGGGUAGAAGCUCUCUAGGACCCAACUAUCCGUGAUCUUUAUAGAAAAUGAUUAGAAGAAAAAGUUGAACUGCAUCCAACCACUAACUUGGACGAUCUCAAAAUAAUUUGGAGCUAACUAACAACAAACAUCAGAACUGCAGGUAUAGAAUCUGUAGGAAUAACAACAUACAAAAGCCAAGGUUUCACAAAAAAUAAAACAUCAUGGUUCUGAGAAGAAGUUAAAAAACAGUGCAGAAAGAAGAAAGAAGCAUACAUAGAGUAUCUAACAACCCGAACUGCUGAGUCAUCCAACGCAUAUAAACAAAUUCGGAAUGAAACCGGUACUAUGGUGAGACAACUAAAAGACAAGUACUAGGAGAUCUUUUCAAAGCGACUAGAAAGAUACUUUUACUGGCUCCAGAAACAGAUGUGAUGAUUCAUAAGAAGCCAAAAGAAAGAAACAAGCGAGUUAAUACCCGCUAGUCAAAUUAGUAAGGAAACGUGGACCAGUUACCUUAAAGACCUAUAUAAAGGUGCACCCAUGCAACAACCAGCACCGAGUGUGGUAAUGGACGACCAGAUAUGAAUAAUUGAGUCGGACAUUAGAAAAGCACUACAUAAACUCAAAAAUAAGAAAAGUCCGGGUCGGAUGAUAUCACUAACGAACUUCUCAAGUAUAGCGGCAAAAGAUUGCUUCAGGAGUUGACUGUAUUAACACAAAAAAUUUUUGAACAACAAAAAAUUCCCGACGAGUGGCGAACAAGCAUAACAAUCCUUUUUUUAAAGAUAGGUGACAAGAAGGUGCCUGCGAAUUACAGAGGAAUAAAUCUACUGUCUUUCACCCUGGAAUUAGUGACCAAAGUCAUAACAAACCUAAUAAACGAGCGAAUCACACUAACUGUUGAACAACAAGGUCUCCAAACUGGACUAUCAUGCACAGAUGCAGCGUUUGUUAGCAGACAAAUAACUGAAAAAUCUAUAGAAUAUAAUAAACCAGCAUUUUUCUGUUUUAUAGAUCUAGAAAAGGCGUUCGACCGGAUACGGUUAGAGGAUAUAGUGCACCUUCUGUAUGACAGACAAAUACCAAGUAAAAUCAUUAAAACUAUCGAAGACAUCUACCGAAAUAAUUGAAUACAGACAAAGAUAAACAAUGAACUUACAGAACCCAUAAUGGUGGAAAGAGGUAUUCGACAGGAUGACUCACUGAAUCCCAUACUUUUUAAUAUUAUAACGGAUGAAAUCAUAAAGAAGGUACGCGGACAAAGAAGAUAUCGAAUGGGGAACCGAGAGAUAAAAAUCUUGUGUUACGCCGAUGAUGCAGUCCUGGUAGCGGAAAAUGAGGAUGACCUGCAAAGGCUCCUGUAUACGUUCAACACAGUUGCUAAGACAAUCGGGAUGUCUAUAUCUGUUAAAUUUAUCUAAAAUUGGUUGUGGAUCGGGUUGGUUGCAUGAUAACAAACUAGAAAGUAUAAGUAUUAUUAUUUAUUGUAACCAAUUAAUUCAAAACUUACAUAUUUUAAUGGUCAUAAGAAACCAAGUGCAAACGCUUCUACAUCACGUGGAGCUAUAUAUACGACUAACUACGGUAAAACAAAAAGGAAUCAUUCGAAAAAAUUCGGAUUGAUUCGGAUCGAUUCGGAUCGAGUCGGCCGCUGCCGCUCAAGCUUAUCAGCAAUACAUUGUACAUUCUUCAACAAUAUCAACAUCCAAGACUAAAUGCAUGACUACAUCUAAAAAACCCCUAAGAUGUAAAUUGGUUGUCGAUGACAAGAUAAUAUAACAAGUGAUAAAGUUCAACUACUAGAUAUAAAAUUUUCGAGCUUCGGUGACAUAGAGUCAGAAAUAAGAGGACAAGCCAUCAAGGCAGCAAGAACAGCCUCACUAUUAAACGACACCAUAUUCCGAAACAAGCAUCUAAGAAUAGAUGCAAAAGCGCUAUAAGGCCUAUACUAACAUAAGCGGCAGAAACAAGACCCGAAACAUCUAAAACACGCCAAAUCAUGGAAACAACUGAAAUUAAGAUAGUUCGCAGAAUAGCUAGGAAAUCACUAUGGGACAGAGUAAAAUGCGAAGACCUCAGAAAAGCAUGCCAGAUCGAGAAUAUCAACGACUGAGUAUUAAGCAGAAAAAUGAGUGGAAUGACCACAUAAUUCGCAUGACAGAGGACCGACGGUCAAAAUAUCCCGAGAUAAGUUACCAUCGGGGAGACGAAGCGUUGGAAGACCUCGAAAGCGCUGGAGCGACAGUCUGACUAUAUGAAGCGCGUCGCGAUGAAGAACAGACAUUGUGCCUAUUUGGAAGAAAGAACAAGAAGAAGAAAUUCAUUGUCCUUCACACAUCGAUGUUUUAUAUUAAAUAGUGUAUGGUGCACUUUUGAGAAACCUUGUCCAAAAUGUUUGCAACCAAUUCACAUUUUCUCCAUCAGUGUUUCUACUUAUCGUAUAUAUAUACAUGUCAUUUAGUCCAAGUAGAUUCGUACUUAGGACAUCCAGUCUUCAUCCUCGAAGAACCCUUAAUAAAUCGGCUUAUUAAAGGGCUAUUCGUGAUAUUCUCGAUCAAAGAUAACGCCGCCCUGGCUGAGUUUAGCGCGCUAUGUCCAACUCCAUCACUGAAUCUUUCCGUCAAUAAUUUCAAAACCUUCUCCACAGACAACUCAUAUGGAUCUCCGAUGACCUGAUUAUUCCAACGCCACCAGAGCUUCAAAGUUUCAUUGUAAUUUUUUAAUGUUGCUUUUGCUAGUUAAGCUAGCGAGAUAUCCACUGCUUCCUUAAGCAUGUCCUUGAUUACAAGUGCCUGGCUGAUAACCUGGCGACAACUAGGGUAAGUCUUGCAGCCAAAGGAUGAUGACGUGACCUGAGUAGGCCAGUAAGGUACAACCAAAAUACCUUUUGCUUUAUCAUUUUUGAUUUUCUUAAUCACUCUAGCUAUGAUGGAAAAGGGGAGAAAGGCAUAAAAUAUCCAAUCUGACCAACUAACUGUAAAAGCAUCAAACGCGAAGGCUUCUGGAUCUCCCUCCACGAGCAACCGCGCAUUUAGUAUUGAUUCGCGAAGAAAAUAGAUCGAUCCCCAGAUUCCCGAAUCUUCUGAUGAUUCUUUUAAACGCAUAGUCUGCUAAUUUUCACUCCGCGUCUGGGUUAUCGAUUCCUAGUGAUCGGUCAACCUCCACAUUUUCCUUCGACGGGAUGUACGAGGCGUAAACCCAUAAUUGGCGGCCCUCGCACCGAUUCCAUAGCUCACUCGCCAAGCUAUGUAGCCCGGCAUAACAGACACCACCAAUCCUAUUGAUAUAGGCCAUUGUUGUCGUGUUGUCCACCAUGAGUAAGCCAUUAGUGUCCCUCAGGUCCGUCGCAAAACACUACAAGGCCCAUAGUGUCGCUUUAAGCUCCAGGUGGUUUAUAUGAAGACUUCUCUCCUUCUGGCUCCAGAACCCAUUGGCGCUUUCACCUUUUUACUGGCAUCUGGUAAGGCCUUUAACCACUAAUCCCAGUCCUCCAGGGUAUAUUUAUUAUGCUCCAUGGCUGAAUCAAAACAACCUCUACUUUUUUCUAGAGCUUGGACUUUCGUCCUUUCAAUGAUCUACAGUGUAACAAACUGUACUUAACUGCCGGACAACACGCUACUACUGUCCCCACAACCUUGCCAAAAUCACGAAUCUUCACCGUGUCCUUUUUCUUAAGAUCCUCGAUCUGUUUCUGUACUGAGACUAUUUUCUCUCUUGGAAGCUCCCUGUAAUCCUCAUUGUAAAUGGGUCAAAAAUAAAGCCUAAAUAUUAACGUCUUCUUUUGGGCUUCAAAUUGGACUUAUCAACAUUCCCAAUGAAUCAUAACCUCUCAUCCGAAGAUAGUUUAUUACCGGCUUCAACAACUUGGUAGUUGUUAAUGGACACGUGCAUAAGGGCAAACAAACAAACUCAUAAAUUUUCCCCUUAAGGGUAUACUGGUCUAGAAAUUAAAAAAAAUCGAUUUUUUUGUCUGUUUUUAAAGCUUAUCCUUUUGGAAUUUCCUUCUCGAGUUACUAGCAACGUAAAGGCGCGUUUUCCUGAACGCGAGGAACGGGCCGUGGGCAAGGAACAGGCCAAUGAGAACCCGUAAUGUAGGGAGAAAGAAAUUUCCUAUUUAACUUUGAUCUCCUGGGACGAGCUUUUAUUCACAGUAUGUGGUGUACCACGUGUUAGAGAAAUACAAAGAAAGUUUUAUAUAGAGUACAACGAGAAGCGUGACUAGCCGGUUCGGCGGACAAUGAGAGAGUGUCCGAGUGAAUGAACUCCCACGGCGAUCCAAGCAUCCGGAAGUAGAGAGGGCAACGGUCGCAGCGAUCACUUUGCAGCCCUGACCAAUCAAAUACGUUGUCAAGCUAAUUGGAUGCCCCUGCGUGGUGGUCAAGCCGCGAGGCCAGAGCGGAAAUGCCCCUGGUAGACCAGCGCACCCCUGCAGAGUCGCAUCACGUGGUGCAUAAGGAAGCUAGUGCUGGCGACCGAGAGGUGUCAGCACUUUUCCUGCACGCGAUGCUGCAGCUGCGCGCAGUCGGCCGAGAGGUGUCAGCACCGUGCUGGUGAGUGUGGCGAUACGUGCCUAGUGUAUCGACGCGGCACACUGGCGCCCUUCCUCCCUAUGCGGGUACUAGACUAACUAAACCCAAGUUGAACGUAACGGUCGAAAUGUAAGUUAGUCCUAUAUAUGGCGUCCAAGAGUUUAGUUGUAUCUUGUUAAUAAAUUUAUAUAUU